ACCUGAGUGGGAGGAUGGAGAUAUUGAAGUUGAAGCUGGUACUUCAAACAAUAAACUGAAAGGUAAGCCACUUCUGCCAGAUGGUAUGCGUGAUGAGAAUGAUUUGGAAUGUGAGGAUGGUUCUCUUGGUAUCCGAGAAGAGGCCUCCUUUUCUGGUGAAUACUUGGACAUUGUUUCUAAAGGUGCUUUGGAAGAAGAAGCUAAUCUAAAGGAAGCAAUAAGGAGGAGUCUUCAGGACCUGGGUGAUCAAAGGCUUGUUGAUACACCUGAUGAGGAUGAAAAGUGUGGAGCAACGGCAGCAGUGGUUAGUUUGAGCAAGAAUUCUGGGUUUAUUCAUAAAGAAGUGGAUGGAAAAAUGUCACAACCUCCCUCCACAUUUAAUAAUCAACAGCAUGAGUCCCCUUGUCAUGUUCAAGAGAACACCAGGAGUCCUGAUGGUAACAUUGUGGAGACCAAUAGUUCUUUGGACGGCCACUUGACUCCAUAUUUAGAAGGUAAUUAUGGUACGAAGGAUCUUUUGCCUGAAAAAGCAUGUGGAAGCUACCCAUUCGUAGACCCACUAAUGCAAGAUGUGAGUGGAAAUAAUACUUCGCACCAAGAAGUAUGUGGCACCCCUGUACAAGAAAAGGAUGUUUCACCAUUCGAAGCGCAGCUUGCUUCUGGCACUGGGGAUGGAAUUGUUGCAGAUGCUUUACAUAAUGGGUUUGAGGCUGAGGCAGUAGUAGAUGGCCAUUUGAAUAGGACAACUGAAAUAAAAGGAUCCUCUUUGAAAGAUUUAAUGAUUGACACUGCUCAACAAUGCAGAGAGGGAGAAGUUCAUGAAUGUGGAGAAGAACAUUUGGGUAAAGAUGGUUCAUCAUAUGGCAGAAAGGAAGAAGCUAGAUUGGAGAAGGAAGUGCUACUUUUAGGUGAGGAGCAGAGAGAACUUGGAGAUAAGCAGAAAAAGCUUGAGCGAAAUGCUGAAUCAGUAAGCAGUGAAAUGUUUGCUGAAUGCCAGGAGUUACUUCAAAUGUUUGGCUUACCUUUUAUUAUUGCACCCAUGGAAGCUGAAGCUCAAUGUGCAUUCAUGGAACUUGUAAACCUUGUUGAUGGUGUAGUUACUGAUGAUUCCGAUGCAUUCUUGUUUGGCGCACGAAAUGUCUACAAGAACAUUUUUGAUGAUCGCAAGUAUGUCGAGACAUAUUUUAUGAAGGACAUAGAGAAUGAGCUUGGCUUAAAUCGGGAAAAGUUAAUUCAUAUGGCACUGCUGCUUGGAAGUGACUACACUGAAGGUGUAAGUGGAAUUGGCAUUGUAAAUGCUAUCGAGGUUGUAAAUGCUUUCCCUGAAGAGGAUGGCCUCCGUAGAUUUCGUGAGUGGAUUGAAUCACCAGAUCCAUCCAUUUUGGGAAAGUUUGAUUUGCAAGCAGGGAGUAGCUCAAAGCAGAUACAGUCACAAGUUGGUGAGACUGAUAUGAAUUGCUCAGAUGCCAAGUUAAGUGGAGUUGCUGCACGUGAUGCAGAUGUUUCUGGGUCUGUUGAUGACACCCAAAAGUUGAAGCAGAUUUUUAUGAAUAAGCAUAGAAAUGUGAGCAAAAACUGGCACAUUCCUUCUUCUUUCCCGAGUGAUGCUGUUAUUUCAGCAUAUUCAUCUCCACAAGUAGAUAAGUCAACCGAGCCUUUCUCGUGGGGGAAGCCAGAUCAUUUUGUUCUCCGCAAAUUGUGUUGGGAGAAAUUUGGAUGGAGCACCCAAAAGGCAGAUGAACUAUUGCUUCCUGUAUUGAAGGAGUACAAUAAACGCGAGACUCAACUGCGGUUGGAAGCAUUUUACACAUUCAAUGAAAGAUUUGCAAAAAUUCGGAGUAAGAGGAUCAAAAAAGCUGUCAGAGGUAUAACAGGGAAGAAAUCCUUGGACUUGAUGGAUGAGUCUGUGCAAGAUGGCCUGAUAAGUAAAAAGAAAAGAAGAAGAAACCAAGAUGUUGCGGCGGGGGACAAACUAGAAGAAGCUUCCAGUGGACAAGAAUAUGCAGAUGUUGGGAAUGAGGCCAAGACUACAGAAAAAGUAAAUGAAACGGAGUUGAGAAAUAUAGGAUCCCUGGGACGACCUUUACACCCUGGUGGUGGGAGUAGGAACAGAUUACCCAGUGAGGAAAACUUUCAAGGUCGAAGUAGAGGAGUUACUGUUAGGAAAAGAGGUAAAGCUAGAGGUAGAGGUGGAGCAAGUGAUCAUCCUAUUAACAAAGGAGGAAUUAAAUCUCAUUCUUCAGAAUAUUCUUCAUCUAGCCCGGAUGAUGAAAUCUAUAGCGACAGUGCGCAAGAUGUCCAAGUUAAUUUUGGAGAGCAACACCAAGUACGAAGAUCGAGAAGGCCUCGGAAGGAAGUGAACUACUCUGAGUUUAACUUGAAAUCUGAUGAUCCCGAUUGGGGUGAUGAAAGCUCCAGGGAGGGUAGUGGAGCAAGGAAAGUGUCGUCUGCAGACUUGCUCGAGGAUCUUACAGCAGCUGUUCCAAGCAAAAUUAAUGAGAGUGAAAAUCUUGAUCAAGAACUGUCCUGGGAAUUUCUCGAAAAGGGUGAUGGAUAUGGUGUUGGCAAAGCUAAAGAAGAUAUGGGGACAGAUCAACUAAACUCCAGUCCUUCCAAUGGUAUCGUUUCCGAUACCGAGUUAUCCAAAGAAUACCUGUCAGUGGGAGGUGGAUUUUGCUUGGACGAAGAUACUACUGAUGGGGACUUGCAGGGAUCAUCUAAGUGCCCGGGGAAAGUGACGACAUUUGAAUCUGAUCCAUCAAAGUGCUCGGGAUUGGGGGAAGAUGACAUCAGUAAGAGCCCCACCAGAGCAGUGAACCCUGUUCAGGCGGAGAGACUGGGGAACCUGGAUACUUCGUAUACCACCACCACCAAGAAUCCAGAUGAGAGUGCAAAUAGGGAUAGGUCGGAGGUAGCAAGCUUUCAGGAAAUUAUCAGCGACGAUGAUUAUGGUAAGGAUUCUUCCAGAUAUUUCCGUGCAAUGCCAAAUUUAAGGAGAAAAAGAAGGAAAACUUGAUGUUGCACCUUGAAGCAUCGAGUGAAAAAAGAAGGAAAGAAGGUAUUUCCUUCGUUUUUAAUGGAAGUCGAAUUUCUAGCGUAUUGUUCUGUGCAAUUUAGAUGAUUUGCGUUUUAUGGGGUACGUGUCCGUUUCAUUAUCCUAAA
Messenger RNA from Coffea eugenioides, 3162 nucleotides. RefSeq names its product DNA repair protein UVH3-like. Gene Ontology annotation, cellular component: nucleus. Gene Ontology annotation, molecular function: DNA endonuclease activity; single-stranded DNA binding. Bases 86 to 3016 code for a protein of 976 amino acids. The transcript is spliced from 9 exons. The record is from RefSeq and is a predicted model, not a curated record. Lineage: Eukaryota; Viridiplantae; Streptophyta; Magnoliopsida; Gentianales; Rubiaceae. Gene Ontology annotation, biological process: nucleotide-excision repair.